AAUAUUUAUUUAAGAAUAUUAAAUGAAAUUAGAGAUGCUAUUAUUUAUAUAAAAUAAAAUUACUUAUCUUAUGCUAAUUUUUUAAAAAAUUUAAUUAAUGUUAGAUCAUUAUAAGAACUUUAAUAAUUAAAUAAAUAAGGAACAGAUGAUUAAUAUGAAGUUAUGUAUGGAUUAAAAAAAAUAAUUAUAGCAGUUAAUAAAAAUAGAACUAUAUAUGGUAUAGAUUCUAAAAAAGGAGAUAUUAUAUGGAAAACUUCUUUUAUUAAACGAUAUGUAAAACCUGAUUAUGAAAUAAAGGGAUUUUUUAAUAUAGAAAUGAGAAAAAAUGAUAUAGUACAUGAAGAAACUAUUCUUAUAUAUCAUUCUUAAAUAACAACAAAACUUUUUGUUUUUACAAUAUAACCAUUAAUGGGUAAUUUAGGAUAUGGCGGAACUAUUUUUAUGAAAAAAGUAAAAAAAAUAAUAAAAGUAAAAAUAGAUGAUUAAAAUAUUGAAGCUCUUGCUAUAAUCGAUUAAGAUUAUAAUAUUCAUAUAUAUCCUCAAGAGUUAAAAGAAAUUGUUCUUUAAAGAGGAUUAUCUGAUUUUUUUUAUGAAUAUUAACUCGAUUAAAAACUCAUUUAAGGAUAUUAAUAUCAAAAUGCUAAAUUUAUAAAAAGCUGGAACUUCUAUUUAGAUGAAAAAGAGACACUUGUGGAUAUUCAAAGUGCCUAUGAUGAAAAUGCGAAACCAAAAGUUGCCCUUUUUGAUGAUUCUCGUGUAAUUCUUAAGCAUAUAGACUACAAUAAUAUAGCAGUAGUCACUAGUUCAAGAAGUGAAAUUUAAAAUAAUAUUGGGAAUGUGAAUUUGUAUGUUAUAAAUUGUAAAUCAGGUAGAGUAAUAUAUAAUUAAUAUUAAAAAAAUGUGGACGUCAGUUAACCUAUAAAUGUUGUUUUUGUUGAAAAUGGAAUCUUUGUGACCUAUAUGAACCCUUCGUAUAGCAUUUUUGAAAUUUGGGCAAUUGAAUUUUAUGCGAAUAAAAUCGAAAACUCAUUUUUAAGAAUGCUCUAGAAUUAUUAUUUUUAAACAAGCUAAUAUGAGCAUUUUAAUUAUUUAAAAUAAAAUAUUUAAGUAGUUCCUUUGGAAUAAAAAUACGGAUUCCCUUUAGGAAUUAAAAAAGUUGAUGCUGUAUAUACUAAAUUGUGUAUUACGAAAAGAAAUCUAAUAGUUAUUACUCCUAAUAAUUAAAUAUAUUCUUUAGAUAGAAAUCUUAUUUCGACUAGAAGGUCAAUAAAGCAUUAAGCAUAGUAAGGAAAUAAUAGUAGUGGUAGUAUUUCAAAUAAUAGUGAUUAUACGUUUGAAAGUACUUAAUUACCACCUUAUAGUUAUCUUUUACCAGUAAAUAAUUUAAAUACUUUGAGUUAUAGUUUAAAUUUAAAUAAUCUUUAAUAAUUAAAAAUUUAUCCAUCUAAUUUUGAAUCAACAGUAUUAUUUGUAGCUUUUGGAAAUGAUAUGUUUAUGAGUUCUGUAGCACCCGAUAGAACAUUUGAUAUGAUAAGUGAAGAUUUUAAUUAUAUUUAUGUAUUUGGAAGUGGAAUUUUAGCAGCUGUAGCAGUUAUAGUAAUGCGUCGUUAUGCUAAAAGAAAUAUGUUUUUAUUAAUUUUUGAAGAUAUAGAAGCUACUAUUUGA
Ichthyophthirius multifiliis is the source of this 1665-nucleotide messenger RNA. RefSeq lists its product as hypothetical. Gene Ontology annotation, cellular component: EMC complex. Lineage: Eukaryota; Ciliophora; Oligohymenophorea; Hymenostomatida. The transcript is spliced from 6 exons. Gene Ontology annotation, biological process: protein folding in endoplasmic reticulum. The record is from RefSeq and is a predicted model, not a curated record.